Messenger RNA from Besnoitia besnoiti, 2751 nucleotides. RefSeq names its product SNF7 family protein. Bases 1 to 2751 code for a protein of 916 amino acids. Lineage: Eukaryota; Apicomplexa; Conoidasida; Eucoccidiorida; Sarcocystidae. The transcript is spliced from 13 exons. The record is from RefSeq and is a predicted model, not a curated record.
AUGCCGCACCCGCCGGAGCGGUCGCCUUUUGGGGCGUCGUUCGCAGAGUCGCCUGCGGCGUCGCCUUCCUACUCCGACUUCCUUAGGGCGAACGGGCCCCUGAAGGGUUCAGCGAUGCCGCCGUUGUCCCCUGCGUCUUCUUCGCCGUUUUCACAGUCCUGUUUUUCCAACUCGCUGCCCCUAUCGUCUCGGACUCUGCCCUCCUCGCCGCUUCCUGCGCUGCGCGAGGCUCCGCUUUCCUCCUCUGCGGUGCUCUCGCACCUGCGGGCCUCCUCGACAGCCUCGUUGCCUCCUUUUGCCUCUUCUUCAGUAGUCUCGCCUCUCUCUGGAGCCGGAGCAGAGGAUGCAACGAGCGACGGUCUGUUUGCGGCUCUUCCGGACGCACUCUCUUCGCCAGGUGUACACACUCCUGGGAAGACGCAGUGUUCAUCUUCCCUUCGCUUGUCCGACGAGAAACUCCAGGCCAUCGCGCUCACCGACCCGCUUCUUCUGGAUUUUGUCCAAGAACUGGAGCAGUUGUCGCCGGAACAGAAACGCUUCUUCAUGAGUCCGUACCUCCCGGCGCGCGACCGCACGCCUGCAGCUGCGGGCAGUCCCUUCCAAGAAAGCAAAAAACUCGAGUUCUGGAAAAAGGCUUGUCAUGCUCUCUGCCGCCUGCGCGAAAGCCCCGCUUUCCCUCGGUCGUCUCUUUCGCUUCUUCUUCCGGCUCUCCUCGAGACCGCGGCCUGUCCGUGGACUCUCAUGGAUCCGGAGCGCAUUCUUCAGGGCCUCUGCGACGCGGGCGCGAUCUGCCGCGUCCGCGACCUGGAGCAGGAGUACUUUUCUGCUUCUCGGCGAGCCGUCCUCGAGGCGCGCUCGCAGGCGCGGCGCGAGGUGCACGAGCGGAGAAAGCGCCAGGCCGACCAGCCGCCAGCGCCCCCGGCGUCCGUCUUGCCCUCUGCGUCUGCUUCUUCUGUCUCGGCGUGUGGAGGCGAGGCGCCCUCUGCGGCGUUCGCUGCGGAGUGGUCAGAGCGUUCGGCUGCGUCUCUUCUCAGCGCCGCGUGGCCUUUCUGCAGGGCGGUCGCGGACCAGUUGGAUCGCGCGGCGCUGCGCGGCCUCGCCGCGCUGUCGAGGCACGCCGGCGCCGCCCUCCGCAGAGUGGCUUCCGCGGCGCAGCGGCGAAAAUGCAGGCGUGUGGAAGACGCCGUGGCAGAAAAGAAGCGCAGAGCGACGGUCCACGCGAAAAAUCAAAGCGAGGACAUGUGCAUCUGCUCGGCUGCCAUGGAGGAAUAUGUCGCCGAAUUCGCUUUUUGGCUCCGCUUCUCAGAGACACCCAGGGAGAAGAAUCUCAUCGAGGACGACGAGGGCGACGAGAGCGACGGAGGCGCAGAGGAGGAAGCGAAACUAGAGAAAGGCCGAUCGCGGUUUCUGCUCCCUGAGGAAGUCAUCGAGAGCUUCUGGGCGUCGCGCUGGAGGGGGAAGGACGCUUCUUCCGCCGCCUUCUCCUUCGAGAGUUUCCUCGGCUUCCUCCUCAGCCGGCGCGCCUCUGCCUCGCGUCGCGUCUGCGCAGCUCUCUGCGCUCUCCCGGUCGCCUCGCGGUCGCUGAAUGCUCCCGCUUCGUCUUCCUCCUCGGCGGCCGCGGCGCCCCGUCGAGAGGAAAAAGGGGAACCCUGCAAAAGUCGCCGGUCGCUGUGGAUUCGCCUCGGCGCGCUCCUCUCGCGCAGGGACGCCGAGGCGCCGCGCACCGAUCCGAAGACCGCAGAAGACGAGCCACUUUUGAUGCUUGUGAAAAUCACCAUAAAUCAAGACGAAAACGAGACACAGGCAAGGCGGAGAGACAGCAGAAAGGGCCAGAGCAGACCCCGCAGCGGAUGGGCUAGCCUUCUGAAGAGCCAGGUCCUCGCGGCUGCGCGAGCCGGCGACCGCAAGACCGCUGUGCGUCUCCUUCGCUUCUUGCGGCAAAUCGAGCUGCGCCGCGAAGAGGCGGAUCUACUUCUGUUUCAGGUGGAAAGUUCUCUGGGCAGUCAGGCGCGCGUGCGGUCGCUGAGUGUCGUCGCGAGUGCCUUGGCGGAGAACGAGCAGAUCCUCAGGAGCUAUCAAAGAAGCAGCGCGGCGGUCGCGGGCGCCACAGCCGAGCGGCUCGCGCCGACCCUCGCAGAGACGCGGGAGCUUCAGGCGGAGACUCAGCGCGUGGCAGACACCUUCGAGGUUUUCGCGUACCCGGGCGUCGCUUCGGUGGACGACGACGUCCUGAACGCAGAGCUGGCGGAGAUCGAGAAGCAGGUGCUCGAGGAGAAGACCGCGGCGCUGCUCUCGACGCUGCCGGCGGUGCCGCAGGGCGAGCUCUCGCCGACUGUUCUCCGGUCGCCUGCGCAGGGCGCCGCGCGGCCGUUCUUGCCUCGCGUAGCGCUACUUCCCACGCGGAAGCGCCGCGACCUCAACCCCCUGGCGCAGAGUCCAGUCGACCGCCGAAAUUUGACUCUCUCCGCCCUCCGGCGCUCAGUCUCGCCGUUCGCGCGCCCCAAGAAGAAACGUGUGCUGCUGACGCCCCCCCCGCCCCUUGGGGCGGGGCCGCCCAGCCGCGCCUCCAGAGGGCGCUCUCACUGCAGGCCGGCGCGCGUGGGGAGAGGUGAGGCGCGAGACGAUUCGCGUCGCACGAGAGACAAAAGCCUGCAGAGGCGACCUAGGGAGCGGGGGCUGGGAGGCGAGUGCGGCCUCCAAACUCUGAGGAAGCCGCGCGACCGUGGACAAGAGGGCACACUUAGCCUCUGA